GAGAGAGAGAGAGAGAGAGAGGAGGGGGAGGAGAGAGAUUGGGGAUGUGCCGUGUGUGAGGGGAGGAGAAGGAGGGGUUUGGCUUCAGUGUGAUGUGAAUGAAAUAGAAUCAGCGUGAGGGAGGGAGACAGAACAAAUCAACCUGCCUCUUUUGACUGAACAACGGAAUGGAAGAGCUGAGCUCCUAGGCACACUGACCAGAGAGGAGUUUUAUUUUUGGAGAGGGGAAGAAGGGAGCAGACAAGGGAAAUCGAAGAGGGACGAGGAGGAGAAAAAGCCUCAGCGUGGGGAUAGAUAGCAGGAAAAUGCUGUCAUGGGGAGAGGGGGGAGGGAGGCUACAGAAAGGAACAGGAUGAUACCAGGCAGGGUGGAGCGGAGCUGAGAUGUGGAGGUGACCAGUGGAAGAGACCAAAGAGAAUGGAUGACAGAGUAUAAAGAGCUGGGCUCUUCUCAUGGUUAACUCUCCUCUCCUCUGUACAUUUUUACCAGCAGGACCAAACCAAAACUGGACCAAACCAAAACAGGACCAAACCAAAACUGGACCAAACCAAAACUGGACCAAACCAAAACUGGGGCACACCAGAAUCGUAGUCAUCUGCAGAGCUGGCGAGCGUCCUAAAAUAACUUGGAAUGGGUGUACGCUUUCCAGACUUAAAACAUAUAAUUGUAUCUGACUGUGGGACAUAACUGUCAUCUAAUAGUCCUCUGCAUUUUGUUAUUGAAUGUGGAUGAGGAACACGUGUAGUACCUUUACUCAUCUGGUUUGGGAAAGUGAGGAGGGACAGUUGGAAGAUUGGAGUCAGAGUCUGAGGCACCAUGCAGUCUGACGACCUCUUCCUCCGCAAGUUCUGCCGGCAAAGGCCGCGACCCCCUCUGGCAACGGUCAACUUUGACUCUAAGCGGGACGGUGGGGUACGGGCGCGGGUGCUGGCAGGGGAGUGGCCCCCGAGGAGGGACGGGGAGGGGGCAGAUGGGGAUAGCCUUACUAACCCGAACCGUGUGAGUCUGAACCUGAGGUCCGUGGGCCGAGGACACAUCAUGCAGAGAAGCAACAGUGACGUGACUCUGGGUGACCUGGACUCUUCUGGUAAGGUGGGAGGGAAGGCCACACGGGCGGUGGGGGAGAAGGCAGGUGCCGGGGCUCAGGGGGACUCAGGGGUGGUGCUGCACAGGGAGUAUGGCAGCCUCUCCUCACUGGAGAGACAGACAGGUCUGUCAGGAACACAGGAGCUCAGUGCAGACGACCAGGGAGCUCUGAGCCCCAACGCCCUCCGCUUCAAAGACCCCUUCCUGUUGCUGGGUCUGCAUGCAACACCCCCAGAACCAGACGGCUUCUUCAGGGCUCUUUCCGCCCCCACAGGAGAAACUCCAAAACCAGCCAAGCCCCCCAAGCCUGAGGGGCUGAGCAAGAAGGCCAAGCCUUCACCCCCACAGAUCCCCCAACCAGGUCCUUAUGACAACCUGGGAGGCGGAGCCUGGGUCAGGAACUUUGCCCACUAUGAUGUUCAGAGUAUUCUGUUUGACCUCUUGGAAGCAGCCAGCAAUCGGGACAGCAUCGGCCGCAAAAAGAACAUCACCUCAGGGGCAUCGGCUGCCUCAACGAUGCGCCCCCUCACCCAGGCCACACCCUCCUCCCCCUCGCAGGGUGGGGGUAGUGGUGGGGGGGCUGUGGAGGACCCUGACCAGUGUCUGCUGGACGAGGGAGAUGGGAACGACAACGAGCUGCUGCUCAGCUGCCCCCACUUCCGAAACGAGAUGGGGGGUGAGGAGCGGGCGGGCCUGGGGAAUACACAGGGAAGAGGGUGCCUGUGGCUGAGCCUGAGGAACCCCAACGAUGCAGUGUCAGUACUGGAGGAACCCAGAGAGAGCCACGUCCAACAGCAGGGCAAGAGCAACUACUUCAUAGAACACGCAGACCUGGGAGCCCACUACUACCGCAAAUACUUCUACAUGAAAGAUCAUCAGAACUUUUUUGGUAUAGAUGACCGCCUGGGUCCAGUGGCCAUCAGCUUCCGUAGAGAGGAGAAGGAGGGGUCCAGUGGAGCUCAGUAUAACUACAGAAUCAUCUUCAGAACCACUGAGCUGAAGACUCUGCGAGGCUCCAUCCUGGAGGAGUCCGUGCCGUCAGCGGCCCGCCACACCACCCCGCGCGGCCUGUCUCCCAAGAGGCUCCUGGAGUUCAUCAUCCCUGAGCUCAACCUCCACUGCUUGCGCCUGGCCUCCACCUCGCCCAAGGUCCGAGAUACCCUGCUCAAGCUGGAUGAACAGGGGCUGAACUUCCAGAGGAAGGUGGGGGUGAUGUACUGCCGUGCAGGCCAGAGCUCUGAGGAGGACAUGUACAACAACGAGAGCUCCGGGCCGGCUUUCGAGGAGUUCCUGGACCUGCUGGGGGAGCGAGUGAAGCUUAAAGGCUGGGAGAAGUACCGCGCUCAGCUGGACACCAAGACGGACUCCACGGGGAUCCAGUCCCUCUACACGCGCUACCAGGACUAUGAGGUCAUGUUCCACGUGUCCACCAUGCUGCCCUACACGGCCAACAACACACAACAGUUGCUGAGGAAGAGGCACAUUGGGAAUGACAUAGUGACCAUAGUGUUCCAGGAGCCAGGGGCUUUGCCCUUCACUCCUAAGGCCAUUCGCUCCCAUUUCCAACAUGUCUUCAUCAUCAUCCAGGUGGAAAAGUCCUGCUCUGACCACACCUACUACAGGGUGGCGGUAACACGCUCCAAAGACAUCCCGUUAUUCGGGCCUCUGUUCCCUAAGGGUGCUCGAUUCCCCCGUUCCCCUGCCUUCAGAGACUUCCUGCUGGCCAAGGCGGUGAACGCUGAGAACGCUGCCGAGAAGGCAGAGAAGUUCCGCUCCAUGGCCACGCGUACACGGCAGGAGUACCUGAAAGACCUGGCAGAGAACUACGUGACCACCACGCCAAUCGACUCCUCCACCAAGUUCCCCCUGCUGUCCCUGGGGGGCAAGCGCAAAGACAAACUGAAGGGGGCCAAGGGGGCAGAGCUGCACAGUGCUGGGGCGCUAGUCUGGGCUGUCAGGGCCACCAGUGGGAAUGAGGAGGAGACAGGAGGACAAAAGCUGCCCUGUCUACUGGGGGUCUCAGCUGAAUCAGUGGUGCUGAUCGAGAGAUACACACGGAGGGUGGUGUUCAACUGCUGCUGCCGCGACGUGAUUGGCUGGAAGGCGGUGACAGACAGCAGGGCCAUAGGUGGGCCUUGCCUGGAUAUCUUCUAUGAGAGGGGGGAGGCAGUGUCAAUCAGUGUGAUGGACAGCCAGGCAGAGGAGAUACGGGAGAUGGUGCAGAGACUAGAGCUGGUGACGCGGGGCUGUGAGGCGCGGGAGGUGACCCCGCUGCGUGACGGGGUGGGCCAGCCAGGCUUCCUGAUGAGCGAGGAGGGCUUUGUGACGGACCUGCAGCGAUUCGGCUAUGCGGAGAGUGGGGGUCUGCAGCUGGGGGCGCGGGUGGUGCGACUGUGUGGUCACGCCCUGGUGCACCUGGGGCCGGAGGAGAGGGCCAGACUGCUCCGCACUGCCCACAAGAUCCACAUCACCGUCAUCCCUCCAGACGAGAACGGCAAGCCCCGCAGGAGUUUCUCCGAGUUGUACCAGAAAGCCAUCCAGGAUGCAGAACGUAAGCCUGGGGAGGGCCAGUCUGGAGAGGCCUGGGUACUGGACGAGAGGGAGGAGGAGGAGGAGAUGGAGGAAGAGGAGCGUGAACAGGGAGAGGGAAAGGAGGCGGAGACGAUGGAGGGACCAGCUGAGGGAGGAGAGGCUGAGGACAGGCCGUCAGAGAUGGGACAGGGUGAGGAGGACCAGGGGGACCAGGGCUCUCUUUUCUCCACACCCAGCCUGCCUAUUUUACGGGCCACCUCCCUGCAUGACCACCCCCCCAACCAGACCAUGGAGGCGAUCAGCCACUCCCAGCUAACACGCAGCUACUCCUUAGAGUACUCCCGGGACAUAUGUGACGGGCAUGUUUAUGACAACGUGGGUGUGAAGAUGGAACGUCACAUCUAUGAGAACCCAGGGGAGCUGAGAGACGCCACGCCUGACCUCAUCCUGGCUGUUAAACCCAAGGUGCCCCUGGACGAGGAGCAGUUUGUAGGGGCUGAGUUGGGUGAGGAGAGGACGUUAGCGAGGGACCCUUCCCUGUCCUCCGCCCGGUUGUCGUGUCUGGACAGAACAGAGAGGAACUCCCGAGCUUUGAGCCUACACAACUCCAUCACCAAGAUCCUGUCCGAGAACACAGAUUCCUCAGAGGAGGAGUGGCAGUCGAUAGCUGAUCUAGCCGCCGCCUGUCGCGGCAUCCUGGAGGCCUUGUCACAGGAAGAUCGUAAAGCAGGAGAUGGGACCCAAGGAGCAGACUCCCUGACAGAUGGCAAGCUAAAGGACAUGAAGGACAGCGACUCCCCUGGCCACAUGGAGAAGGUUUCCCAGCUGGAGGACAUGCUGAAGAGGCUGCAGGACGACCUGCAAAAGUCUUGUCCACUCAAUGCAGCCACCCCUCACCCACCUCCACCCAUACCCAGCCCCCUCUCACCCCUCCAUCCAUCCCAGCCAUGGUGGUCUGACAGACGGGUGUUGUUGUGUGCCGCUCCCUGGCAGGAGAAGGAGGACAAGGCGGUGCUGCAGGCCGAGGUGCAGAGCCUCAGGCAGAAUAACCAGCGGCUGCAGGAGGAAUCCCAGAGCACCGUGUCCCGCCUCAUCAAAGUCACCGAGCUGCUGUGCAAUGUCAACAAGCCCUGUUAGCUCCACCACAGUACACACUGUGUACACACACACACACACACACACACACACAGAUCACACACAAACAAACACACACAGAUGAUCGCACACAGAUCACAAACACACUGCGCAUUCAAUAUUGUAUAAAAACACACCAGCACAGUACAUCAACCUGCUCUACACCACACAUGCAUAAUACUCCGCAUUCUGUCGGAUGACAUUUUACCUCUGGGCAAGCCCAUGAGGGCAGAGUCAACUCAAAAAACAACUCUGAAACAUUUCUCACCAUCUGAUAGUCCUCCCAAUAGAUUGACUAAUGGUUGUGCUUUACCCAAGAGUGUGUUUUGUACCUUGAGUGUGCGCAAGUGAGUGUGUGUGUGUGUGUGUGUCGUCACUAUGGUUCUUUUAUCUUGCUUCACAUACUUGACAAGUUGGGCAGAAUAGCAAUUGCUUAAAACAACCCAGUUGAUUUAGAUGAAGAGGCACGUGUGCAGCAUGUUUUCUGGCUGUUUAUUUCAAUUGACACAAAGCGUGUGUGUAUGUCUCGUGAGGUACGUAUGUAAACAGUAGUCUCCCUCCCCUCUCUGCUCAACCCACGCCAUGAUAUGCAGCGUCUCGGACCGAGAGCAGUUCAGCUGGGCACCCUUAGAGUGGAGGGCCUUGGAGCUACAUAUUACACAGGGAAAAGGGAACAUGACAAUUGCAUGCCUGCAGGCAGCCUGCUGGAAAAGAUGGAAUGAUGCAUACUGACCCUGCCUCUCUCUGCCAACAUUCUCACGGAAUGGUUCAUUCAUUGGGUAGAGACACCAUUCUCUCCUCUUCAUACCUCCUCAGCUUAAUUUCAAGGGUGGUGGACUUGAGUAUUCCACGUCUGCUUCCAGUGAAUUCUGAUUGAGUUGAAACAGAUAUUCAAGUGGAUAAUACCUCUGCUGAGGAUGAAACAAUGGGGGAGAUCCUCGUCAUCCCUGAAAGACUGGCUGUAGAAGCUAUGCUGUAGAAAGUGCACCUCCUGCUGGACUGAACCAUGUAUUGUCAUAAGGCAGCUCUCCUUUUAGACAAAACUAUUGUAGGGAUUUAAUGUGAACUGGACAGGAUUUAUUUCGUGAACACAGCCUUCUGUGUUACAAUAUAUGUUGUGUUUGAUGGCCACAAUGACAAUUCAGUGUAUUUGAAAUGAAUCCAGAAUGGAGUGGUUACCUGUGGGUGAGGGAUUCCCCCAUUUCACCCUAAUGUUUUUGUCUGUGUACCUACUGUAUGUGUGUUUCUGUGUUGUUCUUGCACUUUUAGCAUCACCUAUAUCGGCAUGGGACAGGGCACAUAUUUAACCUCCUGCCCAGGUUCAUGCCUUGCUUGAAACAUUUAAGUGGAUUUGAUCUCACCACUUCACCUCACCCCACCUCACCUUCAGGUCCACUGCUGAUGACGCCAAUAACAAUGUGAGAUCAGAGGAGAACGGGAUUAUUCCUCCUCCAAGACUGUUCUGCCAAAAGAUGCCAAGGCAGCUCUCCUACACCCAACUCAAACCACUGGACCCAGCUGUGUUGUACAGCUCUGUAAGGGAUGCCAAACAAAAAGCUCUUGUUUGUUGUAUAUACUAUUUUACUUCCUCUUGUAAUUUUAUUUUAGAGUCACUGUGAUUACCCGGUACCAGCAGAUAAUGAUAUAUUCAAAUUAAAUUAUAAAUCUAAACUUUAUCUAUAUGUGAAGACAACAUGUACAGCUGAACUGCUCAGUGCUACAUAGUUCAUUUGGUUGUGUAUGCCCUCAAUUGCAGGAUUGUUUAAUAUGGAGACUAGUGUAAAUGUGCCCAAACAGGCAGUUUGAGCCAGGCUGUUUAAAAUGGUGAUGCCUUGUUGUUGGAAAUGAUUAGCAGAGUGGAGAAGUGUAAGAAUAUCUGAUGUUUUACUGUGUUCUUCUGUACAGUUCUGUAGAUUGUAGGAAGUUGAUGAAGCAUGAUAAUGCACCAGGUCACUUCCUAGCUCCCCUCUCUGUGUGUGUGUAUGUAUGUGAAAAAAAGAAAAAGAAAAAAAAGAAAGUUAUAACUUAUUAAUCUCGCAAAUGUGGAAUUCCCUGUUAGAUGUGUCAAUACAAGGGGAGGGAGGCAGCAAUUAGAUGUGCUAUAAAGUUCAAAUGGUAUGGUAGGGGUUGGUUUUAAGGAAGAAUGUGUUUUUAUAUAUACAUUCAAAUACAAGAAGACAAGAGGUCAAAUAUUUCUGCAGUGUUAUAGUAUUUCUUGGGGAAACGAUAAUGGCUAUCGUUAUCAUUCUAGUAUUGAGCUAUUCAUUCAGAGCUCCUACGUUCACGUUCAAUAAGGUCUCUAAAUGCCACUAGGUACGCCUUAAAGAGUGACUCUGGGACUCUCCAGAGAGGACAGGACAGACAACAUGGUCAGACUGGGUCAUGUGAAGGCUUCUUUCUCAGACAUUGUGCCUACCUGAAAUUGUAAUGUAUGGUAACUCAGCUUGGUGUCUUCAUUUCUGUUCUUCAUGGUCAUUGUUUUCAGACAGUGUCGGGUUGUCCUGUAUCCUGCAGGAUAGACAGGUGUGUCUGCCACAUGACAGUGGUAGAUGUAGGGUUGGUUGGUAUGGGGUCUCUCCAGGGUCUGCUCGUCAAUCCUCCCAGAGGAUCUGUGGCCAUUAAAUCAAAAAGAUGGGUUUAGGGACCCCAGGAAAGUGUCAUAAAGGUUAUAUGAAGACGAUAUGAAGUGUGUUUGCUUUUGUUAGGUUAAAGGAAAUGAUCCGUAUAGCGCUGGUUUAAGACCAGCAUCUACAACCUUAUUGAAUCACAAUCAUUCGAUGCAUAAAAACAUAACUUUCCACAAUCAUUUGGACAUGAACCAUCCAGUGCACUUUGAACCCCCAUUUAUGUAUCACAAGAAGUAUCCCUGAGUGACCCCUAACAACACCUUGUAUGCCUGAGUGACCCCUAACAACACCUUGUAUGCCCGAGUGACCCCUAACAACACCUUGUAUGCCCGAGUGACCCCUAACAACACCUUGUAUGCCCGAGUGACCCCUAACAGCACCUUGUAUGCCCGAGUGACCCCUAACAACACCUUGUAUGCCCGAGUGACCCCUAACAACACCUUGUAUCCCCGAGUGACCCCUAACAACACCUUGUGUGCCUGAGUGACCCCUAACAACACCGUGUAUGCCUGAGUGACCCCUAACAACACCUUGUAUGCCUGAGUGACCCCUAACAACACCUUGAAUGCCUGCGUGACUCCUAACAACACCUUGUAUGCCUGAGUGACCACUAACAACACCUUGUAUGCCUGAGUGACCCCUAACAACACCUUGUAUGCCUGAGUGACCCCUAACAACACUUGUAUGCCUGAGUGACUCCUAACAACACCUUGUAUCCCUGAGUGACCCCUAACAACACCUUGUAUGCCUGAGUGACCCCUAACAACACCGUGUAUGCCUGAAUGACCCCUAACAACACCUUGUAUGCCUGAGUGACCCCUAACAACACCGUGUAUGCCUGAGUGACCCCUAACAACACCUUGUAUGCCUGAGUGACCCCUAACAACACCUUGUAUGCCUGAGUGACCCCUAACAACACCUUGUAUGCCUGAGUGACCCAUAACAACACAUUGCAGAUGGUAACAAUGCAGUAGUCCUUUCACUCACCUGCUCUAGGCUACAUCAGCUGGCAAACGAUCUCCACCCAGCCAAUAGUAAAUCUGUGAGAAUGAUCCCUGGUAGAGACAUUGUGGUUGUUGCCUCCUCCCAUCCAUGUUGUAGGAGAGGAAACCAAUGACCAGUUGUUUUUCUUUUAUCCUCUUAUUUGUUUGCCUUAUAUGUCAUUGCAUCAUCCUUACAGGAACCCAACGCUCUCCGUACAGUGUGUGCCCUACUUCCACCUUGUCAUCUCUUUGCUGCUGUUGUAGAAGGGGAUGUUUUAAUGUGGCCAUACAGUAAGGAUGAUAGAAUACAGUACAUUAUUACCAGUGGAACCACACACAACAUCACAUCCCCAGUGUAGGUUUAUGGGAGGCCUGGCCACACAUCGUUCAUGUCACAACGGUAGCACGCACUAUGCACUCUGCUCAGCCAGUUAAAGAGCUGACGUUACCAUAGCCAGGCAGUGGCACACUGAGGGAAUGUGCUGUCACAAAACAUGCUUUCAGUAUGAUGCCACCUUCACCUGUUGUGUCAUCCACGAGAAGAGUAAAUUGACUAAAUGUUGUUCAUGUACUGUGAACUGGAGGGCUCAUGGCAAUAAAGAUUCCUCUGUACCUUU
Molecule: messenger RNA, 8979 nt
Organism: Oncorhynchus mykiss (rainbow trout)
Lineage: Eukaryota; Metazoa; Chordata; Actinopteri; Salmoniformes; Salmonidae
Product: signal-induced proliferation-associated protein 1
Biological process (GO): regulation of small GTPase mediated signal transduction
Cellular component (GO): cytoplasm
Molecular function (GO): GTPase activator activity; protein binding
Source: RefSeq, a predicted model, not a curated record